Messenger RNA from Paramuricea clavata, 906 nucleotides. Lineage: Eukaryota; Metazoa; Cnidaria; Anthozoa; Malacalcyonacea; Plexauridae. The record is from the annotation of a GenBank genome assembly.
AUGCGUGAUAUUGCUAAUGAGGCCUUUUCAAAUCCGAAAUGUUUCUGGUCAUAUUAUUCCUUCAAAAACAAAUCGAAGCCUGUUCCUGAUAAGAUUAAGUACAAAGGAGUUUCAAUUAGUGAUGACCUUGAGCGUGCUGAAGCCUUUAAUGAUUACUUCAAGUCCAUUUACAAAGACCAUACUUGCUGCUCACCACCUGACCUAUGUCCUGUGAAUUCCAAUAUUAAUGAAUUGUUAGAACUCAUUCAAGUUACGCCCGAAGAUGUGUUCCCUCUUCUGUUUAAUUUGGAUGUCUCGAAAGCUACUGGACCGGAUAAAUUACCAGCUAUUAUCUUAAAAAUGUGUGCGGAAUCAUUAUCACCCUCUUUGUCUGUUUUCAUAAAUGCUUCCCUAAGAACAGGCCUCUGCCUUUCAGAAUGGAAGCAAGCGUAUAUUUCGCCCGUUCACAAGAAUUGUGCUCGAGACGAAGUGGAAAAUUUUAGACAGAUUUCCCUUUUACCCAUAGUCUCUAAAAUACAAGAAAAAUGUAUUGCCCUUAAACUUGUACCUCAUGUCUCUGAAAUCCUGCAUCCUGUACAGUAUGGUUUUCAACAGGGCUUGUCAUGUGCAAAUCAACUUGUUGAGAUCUUUCAUACCAUUGGUUUAAAUUUGGACAAGGGAUUAGAUAGUGAUAUCGUUUACCUUGACUUUACGAAAGCGCUCGAUUCAGUGUGCCACGCUCGACUUCUCUGGAAGUUACAACAUCUUGGAGUCAGUGGCCCCCUACUUUUAUGGUUCAAAAACUAUCUCACCAGGAGAAAACAACGUGUCGUCAUCAAUGGUACCCAAUCAUCGUGGAUAGAAGUUAAAUCUGGUGUUCCACAAGGAUCCAUACUGGGACCCGUUUUAUUUUUUAUCUACGUGUGA